This is a messenger RNA of Rotaria socialis, 717 nucleotides long. NCBI's taxonomy places the organism in Eukaryota, Metazoa, Rotifera, Eurotatoria, Philodinida, Philodinidae. The record is from the annotation of a GenBank genome assembly.
AUGAGUCUGCUCUCUAAUUGUUUAUUUGUACGGCAAGCGCGUUGUCGUACGAGCCUAUUUUGUGGAUCAACACUUAUAAAUGUUUCGCGUUUCUCAUCAGUAUUUAGAUAUUCGUCUACAAAUACAGCCUCGCAGGAACAAAAACAAAGCGAAGCAGCAUCACCAUCCUCAUCGAAUGAAACAACAGAAAAUAAAUCUCAAACUGAACAAAAAUCCGAUGUAGACUUAAAGCAACUUCUUGAACAAAAUACAAAAUUAAAUGAAGACGUUAAUGAAUUCAAGGAUCGUUACAGACGUGCAUUAGCUGAAACGGAAAAUACGCGAGCACGUUUCACUAAACUCGUGAAUGACGCAAAAGUAUUUGGUAUACAAGGCUUUUGUAAAGACUUACUUGAAGUUGCUGAUAUACUUAAUCUAGCAUUAGUCAAUACUCCUAAAGAAGUUUCAACAGAUAUAAGAACAUUAGCAAAAGAUUUUACUAAUCUUCAUCAAGGCCUUGUAAUGACUGAAGAAAGAAUGCAAAAAAUAUUUGCAAAAAAUGGGCUCAUACAAAUAAAGCCUAAUGAAGGUGAUAAAUUCGAUCCAAACUUUCACGAUGCGUUGUUUCAAGCUAAAAUUCCAGAAAAAACGAGUGGAACAAUUAUACAAGUCAUGAAAACUGGUUAUCGCCUCCAAGAUCGUGUCAUACGUGCUGCACAAGUCGGCGUAGCACAAUAA